Molecule: messenger RNA, 917 nt
Organism: Momordica charantia (bitter melon)
Lineage: Eukaryota; Viridiplantae; Streptophyta; Magnoliopsida; Cucurbitales; Cucurbitaceae
Product: wall-associated receptor kinase-like 20
Molecular function (GO): polysaccharide binding
Source: RefSeq, a predicted model, not a curated record
UUGUAAUUCUCUAUUGGAAUCUCUCCACUGCUUUCUAAAUGAAGAAUAUCAAUAAGACCAUGCUUUUGAUAUUCGCUCUGUUUUUUCAUGUAUCUAAAGCAUUAGUUUGUCAUUCUUGUCCCAAAUGUGGAAAUCUUGAAGUUCCUUAUCCGCUUAGCACAAAUGACAACUGUGGAGACUCUAGGUACAGAAUCUAUUGCUAUGACGGUAUUCUUCAGUUCAAGUCAAGUGGUGGGUUUUACUAUAAUAUCCAUUCCAUUGAUCCCGAUGCUUAUAAGCUUAUUAUAAGGCCACCCCAAAUAAAGAGAAAGAGUUGUUACUCUUCUGAUCUCUCUUUAGGAGGUUUAAGGCUGGAUGAACAUUUGCCUUUCAACAUUUCUACACAGAAUACUGUCAUGCUGCUGAAUUGCUCAGAUAAUCUUAUAAAUUCACCCCUAAAUUGUUCUACAAACAGCCUCUGUAGGCAGUUUGAGGAAAAAAUGGAGGAAUCAAGUGGGUGCAAGAACACCCUUUGCUGCACCUACUUGAAAGAUUCAGCCAUGACUUCCCACAUGAUAAGAGUCAGAAUUGGAGGCUGCACUGCUUAUACUGCUGUGGUCAAUUUGAAGCCUGGAGAUCCAUUUGAAACCUGGAACUAUGGAAUUGAGUUGCAAUGGGUCCCUCCAAACUAGAUUGGAUUUCUGGGACUGGGAUGAUAAUGUUAUAUAUCAUAUCAUGCUAUGAAGCGGCUGUACUCAAAAUAUGGUGUUUUUUUUCCUCCUUUUAUCCUUCUUUUGUGUGCAUUUUACUGGUUGGUGAAAUCUUUUGAUUGCUUUUGGUUUUCUACCAUGUACUUUAUUGUUUGGUUUUCCUUCCUAUUUUGGUUUGAUGCUGAAUGUUAAUGCAUGGCCUACUAUUGAGUUUUUUUUUUCUUGUUU